Molecule: messenger RNA, 327 nt
Organism: Colletotrichum spaethianum
Lineage: Eukaryota; Fungi; Ascomycota; Sordariomycetes; Glomerellales; Glomerellaceae
Exons: 3
Coding region: 1-327 (108 amino acids)
Source: RefSeq, a predicted model, not a curated record
AUGGCCAGCCAAGACUACUACAGCCAGCAGGGUGGCAACUACAACCAGAACUACGGCCCUCCCCAAGGCGGAUACCCCCAGCACCCUCAACCUGCCUAUGGUCCCCCUCAAGGAGGCUACCCGCAGCAGGGCGGCGGCGGCUACUACCCCCAGGGCGGCCAGCCCCCGAUGCAGUACCAGCAGCAGCCUCCCAUGCAUGCGCCCCGGCAGAAGAAGCAGGGCGGCGGAAACUGCCUGACGGCCUGCCUCGCCGCGCUGUGCUGUUGCUGCGUCAUUGACGAGACGUGCGAAUGCUGCGCGGAAUGUUCCGACACGCUCGCCAUGUGA